AUGCCUCCAAAACGCGAUCCAUCUGUCGGUGUGGAAAUAAACAACGAUCCACAGAAUCUUAAGCUGCAAGAUGACACCGAUUCUUCAGAUGACGACGAACAGUCACAAGGCAUAGGCAUGGCAGAUAUUAAUAAACUGAAAUCGGCAGGCAUUUGUACCAUCAGGGGUAUUCAAAUGACGACAAAGAAAAAUCUUUUGCGCAUCAAGGGGCUUUCCGAGACCAAAGUCGACAAAAUUAAAGAUGCUGCCAGCAAGACACAGAAAUGUGGCUUCAUGACAGGCACGGAAGUUGCAAAGCAAAGAGAAAAAGUGGUGAAAAUAUCGACUGGUAGCAAGCAAUUCGAUGCCCUCCUUGGAGUCUUUGGCGAGUAUCGCACGGGAAAGACGCAGCUCGCUCACACCCUGUGUGUGCAGGUGCAAUUGCCUUUCCAAAAAGGCGGAGCCAACAGUAAAGCAGCUUUCAUUGACACCGAAGGAACGUUUCGUCCAGAUCGGAUACGAGCUAUUGCCGAACGAUUUGGGGUGGAUCCCGAUGAAGCGUUGGACAAUGUCAUCGUGGCCCGAGCUUGGAAUAGCGACCAUCAAAUGGAUCUUAUUACGGAAACCGCGGCUCGAUUUGCUGAAGAGAAAGGCAUCUAUCGUCUUUUGAUUGUGGACUCCAUCAUUUCCCUGUUUCGUUGCGAUUACGCGGGUCGAGGCGAGCUCGCUGAACGGCAGCAAAAACUGAAUCAAAUGCUGAACCGGCUGAGCAAAGUGUCGGAAGAGUACAAUGUUGCAAUCUUGUUGACAAACCAAGUAUCUUCCGAUCCAGGCGGUGGUAUGGUGUUUGUAUCUGACCCAAAGAAACCGGUGGGAGGUCACAUCUUGGCACAUGCGUUUGUAUCUCAAGAAGUCUAUGGUAGUAUCAAAUAUUCAGUCCAAUUAACGAUGGAUGGGUAG
Molecule: messenger RNA, 939 nt
Organism: Radiomyces spectabilis
Lineage: Eukaryota; Fungi; Mucoromycota; Mucoromycetes; Mucorales; Radiomycetaceae
Product: Rad51-domain-containing protein
Exons: 9
Coding region: 1-939 (312 amino acids)
Biological process (GO): reciprocal meiotic recombination; mitotic recombination; DNA strand invasion
Cellular component (GO): condensed nuclear chromosome
Molecular function (GO): double-stranded DNA binding; single-stranded DNA binding; DNA strand exchange activity
Source: RefSeq, a predicted model, not a curated record